Mytilus californianus (California mussel) is the source of this 3155-nucleotide messenger RNA. RefSeq names its product desmoplakin-like. NCBI's taxonomy places the organism in Eukaryota, Metazoa, Mollusca, Bivalvia, Mytilida, Mytilidae. The record is from RefSeq and is a predicted model, not a curated record. The transcript has 9 exons. Gene Ontology annotation, molecular function: zinc ion binding. Bases 47 to 2080 code for a protein of 677 amino acids.
UUUUGUCGUCUACUUCCUUUAUUAAACUACGUUGAAUGCAAAUAGUAUGAAGUGCAUAUUCUGUGGAAGUGUUGGUAAAUAUGAACAAUGUGAAAAAUGUUUGUUCAAAGGAUGCAAGAAAUGUAUCGAUUCUCACAAAGAUUCCUGUAUUUUGCUGACGAAAGACAAAUAUCAUUUUUGUACAGGUCACAAUGAAUAUGUGGGUAAAUACUGUUUCGAUUGUUUUCAUCUUAUCUGUGAAAAGUGUGUCGUUGGCAACCAUUUAAACCACAAUAUAUUACCAAUAUGCGAGGCUGUCCAUAACAUCCGUGGUGAUAUGCAAAGUUCCAUAGAAGAACUGGAACUAAAAAUAGACCAAGAGCAGAGUGCCAUCGAUAAUGGUCCCAAAAAGCAAACUGAAUAUAAACUACUGGUAAAGCAGAUAGACGUGGAAGAACGAAAUAUUCAAGAAUGUGUAACAAAAACAAAGGCAACAUUACUGCGUAACAUGGAAAAAUUGCAAAAGACAGAAGACGAUAAAUGCACGGCAUCUAAAGACAUAUUGCCUUCCAUGAAGCAAGCAAGGACUAAUUUACAAUCGGUCAAAGAUGAAAAAAAUGCUAUUUUAUUUUUAUCUAGAUGGUCAAAUCCAAGAUCUAUUAUCGAAAAACAAGGACUCCUACAGAAAGAAAGAGAAGCAGAUGACAAGGCGAGUGUAAUCGGAUCAGACAUAACACGUCAGUUACUUGAUUCAUUCAUAAGGGAAAAUCAACAGGCGAUUUUUCACGUGCUGGAUCUUCUACAAAGAUUACCCAUGUCAAUUGAACAGAUAAAUAAUCAAGUGUCACCUAUUGAUCCAGUAGAAUUACCACGUAGGAAUGACCGGGAUAUUGAUUCCAUUACGGAAAAAGUUGAAAUUUUGUGGAACUUUGCUAUAAAACUUAAAAAUGAAUUAAUAAAGACUAAUCAGAAUUUAAGACAUAAGAUUGAUUCAGUCGUAAAAUGGACAACUCAAGAGACACAAGAAAGGGAAAAGGAAAAAAAAGAGCAUGUAAAGGCAUUAAAAGAUAAAGACAAAAUUAUUCAGAGAUAUGAAGUGUUGGCCAAAGCAAAAGAUGAUGAUAAACGAGCUCUUGAAAGUGGGCCAAGCGGUUCCAAAACUUCAAAAUUGCAGCAGCACAUAUUCGACCUUCAAAAAAUCAUGGCGCAAAACAACGAGGAAUACAAGAAAGUAUGCAUGGAAAGAGAUGACCUACGAAACAGGAUGAAAAGUGUUCAGAGGAUCUCCCAUUUAGAAAAUCAAAUCGAUCAAUUACGAGGUUUGGGUAUAGAAAAAGACGAUGUAAUCAAAUCCAUUAAACAAGAAAAAGAAGAAUUACAAACACGAUUAAGUAGUAUAGCUGGAGACAAAUUAACGAAAGGAAAUCCAUCAAUAACUGACCUCGGUGACCCCAACCGUCCAAUGAAGAUAGGUGAGAAGUACGGUGAGCUGUAUGACAACGAAUGGACAGAUUGCAUGGAAUUUACUGAUGUAAUUAAAUCCCAUUUUGGAACUUUAGAGCACUCUGAGCUAGAAGAAAUAAUUAUACACCAUUUGUACAGACUUUUGUUGUGCUGCUACAAAGAAUGCAGGAUGACAUCAGAAAAUCAAAUAAGGACCAUUCGGAAGACUAUUGCAGAAAACCUGUUUCUUAAUACAGAAUCGGAAAGGGAUAUAGUGAAUGUACCUGGAUGCAAAGAAGUUAUCUCUUUCAGAAAACAGAACGGAGAGGAAUUUUCACAGCAAUUGAUAUCAAAACAGAAACUAUGUGGAAAUGUUAUGAAGGACUGGGAUUACUGCAACAAAAGUGAUAUAUUAAUGCAACACCUAGUAAAAACAGCAUUCUUUGACAAAUGUGUCCAUCUAUGUUGGUUUCUGGCUAUUCAAGAGCCAAAGAUGUUUCUAGACCAAAAACUUCUACCGGGGGAAAAAUUUGACAAGAAUGAAUACAAAGAGUUUGUCAAAAGUGGCGAUAAAGUUGGAUACAUUGUAUGGCCAGCACUCUUUUUACACGAAAAUGGACCCUUACUCUAUAAAGGAGUUGUGCAAGCCUUUAUUUAACAUUGUUUUUAAAUAACUUGUAUAAAAGUAAACUAUUCACAAUGCAAUAAACUUAAUACUUUAAAGGAAAUCUAAGAAUAUGCAGUUUUAAUAAAGAUUGUCAAGAAAUUUUACAAACAAACGUUUUGUCUUCAGACAAAUAAAUUAGAAAUUCGAAUCAGACAUUAUUAUUUAUACAUAUUGUGACGAAGUUUUUAAAUUUGACUAAUAUUAAAAUUUAAUUCCAAAAGAAUGCUUAUCAUUACGAAAAACAAAGCAAUCAAUGAUUAUAGGCACCUGCAAACGAAAAAAAGUAAGGCCACAGCAUAGCCAAGCACAUAUGAUACAAUUUCAACGAAAACUCCAAAACAUGUGAUACAAAAAAGAAAAAACGAAAAAAGAAUUUGCAGUCAAAACAACACAAAAACGAGCUUGAAUUCAGGUGUCAAAGAAUGGUUAGUAGUUUGUUUCUAUCUACUGGUGAUAUCAAUCAUGUUAGGCAUCUAGUAAUACUUUAAAUUAAUUUUUAAUCAAUGAUACAGUAUGCAACAAUACUAAAAAUAACAUUGAUGUGUUAAUAUAUAGGUGUCAGACCACCAAUUCACUCCCUCCAAUUUAGAACGUAUUUAAAAGUUGCCCUACUCUGACACAAAAAAAGUGCUUUUGAUGUCAUUGUUUACUUAAGAUAACCAAGAAAUUCGCAGAAAUGAAACUUUUGGUGAAAGAGAAAAAUAUUUAGACCAUUUCGAGUCGGAAUUUACUUGUCUAUGAGUUUGCAUUAAAAAUUGAGGAGCAGUGCGCUCCAUAGAACACUAAUUAAAAAUUUCCAGAAAACCAGGGGUUAUUUUAGUAGUACUUAUCUUGUGAUUGGCAAUUUCUUCUUAGAAGACUUUAAACAUGGGUUGACAAUUGGCAUGUAUAAAGGUGAUGCAUGUACAAUUUAGGAUAUACCUGGUUUCUAUGAAGUUGAAUUAAGGUAAAAUAUAAAGGAAGCUGCGAAAAUUAUAAAAUGUUGCUGAUGAAGGAAUUUUAUUUUUAGAUAUUACCAUUAAAUUUUGCGGAUGAAGAUUUUUUAAAUUUUAGCCAUGAUUAUGAU